Molecule: messenger RNA, 2775 nt
Organism: Adineta steineri
Lineage: Eukaryota; Metazoa; Rotifera; Eurotatoria; Adinetida; Adinetidae
Source: the annotation of a GenBank genome assembly
AUGGAAGACGAAAUUAUUGAAAUAGCUGAUGAUCAAAAACAAUUUCGAUCAAGAUUUAUCAAACAAAUAGCAAAAGAAAAUCCAAAACAUGCAAAUCAUUUACGAAAAAUCUUUCAUAUAUCAACAAAUGGAAAUCGUCAAGCUCGUUGUGAUGUUUAUCAAAAAAUCUUAGAUGAAUAUCCAUUUGGAAGUGUUGAACGAGAAAAAUUAUUGGAUUAUUAUGCUAAAAUUAUGGAUUUAGAACGUCGUGUACGAAAAUUUGUUAAUGCAAAAAUUUAUAAUGAAAAAAUUGAAAAUGAAAAUAGUACAGCAACAGCUGAUCGAUUUGAUUAUGUUUUUUCUCGAUUGGAUCAAGCUAAUGUUGAACCUGAAAUAGUUAAAGAAUUUUUUAAUUCAAAUGCAUUAGCUAUAUUUAGUUUAACAAUGCAUCCAACAAAUCCAACAUCAUUACAAUAUACAACUAAAGGUGGAUUACCAUUUGAUAAACAUUUAGAUGAUGAAGACAAAGAAUUUCAUGGACUUUUAAAAAUACUUCAAGAUUUAGAAUUAGCUGGAAGAAAAAAAACAGUUGAAGAAGAAGUUGAAGAAACAAUUGCUAUUCUCGAUAUUAUUUAUGAUACAUCACCAAAAGUACGAGAUCAAUUAAUUGAAUCAUUAAAAGAUUAUCCAUCAUAUUCAAAUGUGAUUGAUGUUAAUAGACCACUUAUUCAACCAUCAAUAUGGGCAGCUGGAGAUGGAGAUGGAAAUGAAAAUGCUGAUAUAAAAGCAUUAGAACAAGCUGUUAAACAAUUAAAACAACGUAUUAAACAAUUAUAUUUAAAUGAUAUUGAAAAAUUAUCUUCAGAUAAAACAAAAUCUAUUGAAGAAAAAUUAAAAAAUAAUUCCUAUAAAAAUGCAGAUGAAUUAAUUGAUGAUUUAAAAGAUAUUCCAAAUGCAAAAGAUCUGAUUUAUAAAAUCAAAACAUUCGGUUUUCAUUAUGCACAAAUUGAUAUUCGUCAUAAUGCUAUUGAUAUUAUGGAAACAUUUUCUCAUUUAAUUAAAGUUAAUAAUUUAAAUGAUGAUUUCUUAUCAUUAUCAUUAGAAGAACAAAAAAAAUUGAUCAAUCAAUGGAUAAAUGAUGAUGAAAUUAUUAAAAAAUUAAUGACAACUGAUCAAGAUAUUUUAACAAAAAGUAGUAAAACAGCUGGAAGAGUAUUUGGUCGAUUAAAAUUAAUUAAAAAUAAUCUUGAUACAUUUAAUAAAUUAAUUAUUGCUGAAACCCAUUCAAUUAUAAAUGUUUUAGCUUCAUUUUUAUUAUUAAAAGCAAGUGGAAAUUGUGUUGCUGAACAAGGUACAAUUAUUGAUAUUGUUACAUUAAGUGAAUCAGUUAAAGAUUUACAAGAAUUACCAAAUUUAAUAAAUGAAUUAAUUGAUGAUCCAAUCUAUCGAAAACAUUUAUCUUAUCGUCAAAAAUUAAUUCCAAUGAUUGCUAAAAGUGAUACAAUACGAAGAAAUGGUCGUGGUGCUGAAUCUUCACAAGAAGAAGCAUUAGGAAAAGUUUAUGCAAUGUCUGAACAAUUUAGAAAAAAAUAUCCCGAAUUAAAAAAUGUAACAGUUAAUGGUUAUAGUGGUGGUGGUGCAGCAUUACAACGUGGUGGUGGUCGUGUUACAGAAGUUCCACAUAAUAAUGGUCGUGCUGCACGAUAUUUUGGUGCAAAAACAAUUGGACCAUCAUUAUUAACAAUUCAAGGUCAUCAAAUGCAAAUAUUAUUUUCUCCAAUAUCAAUAUGUUUACAUACAUUAGAAUCAUUAGUUGCACAAAAUCUUCAUGCACGUGCACAAACAGAAUUAAAACCAAAUGGUGAACAUUAUGUUUUACCACGUCGAGCACCACAAGGUCAUGAUGAAAGAAAAAAUAUUGCUCAUUUUCAUAAAGCAUGUCAAGUUAUGCGUGAUACUUAUUAUAGUUUUAUGGGAGAAUUAGAUGAUGAUACUGAUAAAGAUUCAGGAAAUCAUAAUUUUAAUCAAUUAUUUUCCAAUGCACCGUGGGUUUCAGUUGUUCUAGGGAAUUUAAGUUCACGUCCAUCAAAACGUGGUGGUGGUCAAGGUACAGAUUCAGACAAGAUUACAGUUCGAAGUUUACGUGGUGAUAAUCCAAAAUUACUUAAUAAUCGUGCUAUUACAGUUGAAAGAAUAUCGGCACAUAGUGGAACACAUUUUCUAACUUAUUUAAGUGUUUAUGAAGGUUUAAAAAGUAUUAAUUAUGAUGAUCUUCAUGAAAUGUAUCUUUGUGGUAAAUCAUGUCGUGAUUUUAUGCGUAAUACAGCUUUAUCAUUACAUAUGACUGAUUUUGAUUUUGCAUGGCAAACAAUGAUUGGUCAACCACGUCCAAAUAAAGAUCAAAUUGCAUUAUUAGCGAAAAAUUUUCAUCGAGAAAAAAAUGCAAAAAAUACAAAUGAAGAAAUUUUAGCAUGGCUUGAAAUAUAUGCAAAUGAUGUUGCUAAAUUAGUUCAUAAAUGUAUUUUAAACAAAGAUCCAGCUGAUGAUUUUAAUUUACAAACACCAUUAAAAUGUGGAUUUUCAAAUUUAGCACAACAAUUAACAUUAAGAGAAGAAUCAGAUGAAUUUGGAAGAUAUGCUGAAGCGGAUAUGACUAAUUUUAUGAAUCAUAAUUUAGAUUAUAUAUUAGGUGAACAUGAACGUGCAACAUUACAAUCAUGUUAUGCUGCUGCUGAUGUUGUUAAUGCACCUGAAGGCGGUUUAAAUAUUGAACUUACAAGAACAAAAAUUACUUAA